Messenger RNA from Mangifera indica (mango), 1202 nucleotides. RefSeq lists its product as uncharacterized. The record is from RefSeq and is a predicted model, not a curated record. The transcript is spliced from 2 exons. Bases 1 to 1119 code for a protein of 372 amino acids. NCBI's taxonomy places the organism in Eukaryota, Viridiplantae, Streptophyta, Magnoliopsida, Sapindales, Anacardiaceae.
AUGGAAGUCCGAAAGUCAUAUAUUUUGGCAGCUAUCUUUAUUUUAUUACUCUGCACAGAAGCCAUCCUCGUUCAAUGUGAAGACAGUGGCAAAAGCAAUGGAAACAACAACAAGGGAAGCAACAACGGAGAUGAGAAAGGUAAUAAAGGCAACAAUGGAAACGAAAACAAUGGCAAUGGCAAUGACAACAGCAAAGGUGGCGAUGACAAUGGAAAUGAUUUUGAUGACUUGACAGCAUUAUCUUCCGGACAGGAACGACAAUUGUGCAAAGCAAAAGGAAAUUGCUACUACAAAACCCUCACUUGCCCGGCCGAAUGCCCUCAGAAAAAGCCUAAGCAGAAUAAGAAGCGUAAAGGUUGUUAUGUUGACUGCAACAGCAAAUGUGAAGCCGUUUGCAAGUGGAGAAAAGCAAACUGUGAUGGAUAUGGCUCUAUAUGCUAUGACCCUCGCUUCAUUGGCGGUGAUGGUGUGGUGUUCUAUUUCCAUGGAGACAAAGGAGGAAACUUUGCCAUCGUCUCCGACGAUAAUCUUCACAUCAACGCUCACUUCAUUGGCACUAGACCACAAGGAAGGACUCGUGACUACACAUGGGUACAAAGCCUUGCUGUGAUGUUCGAUACACACACUCUUGUCAUUUCUGCAAAGAGAGUCUCCCAUUGGGGUGACAAAGUUGAUGCUCUCUCUAUCAGAUGGGAUGGUGAUUCAGUUGAUCUUCCUCUUGAUGACGACGCUGAAUGGGAAACUAAUGCUGAGGGAAGAAAAGUUGAGAUUGAAAGAACUGAUGAUACUAAUAAUGUUAGAGUCAGUGUUGCAGGGCUACUUCAAAUGGACAUAAGGGUAAGGCCGAUUGGCAAGCAAGAAAAUAAAGUUCAUAACUAUCAGUUGCCGGAUGAUGAUGCUUUUGCUCAUUUGGAGACCCAGUUUAAGUUUAAGAAUCUGAGUGAUCUUGUUGAAGGAGUUUUGGGAAAAACUUACAGGCCUCACUAUGUGAGCCCUGUGAAAAGAGGAGUGCCGAUGCCGAUGAUGGGUGGAGAGGACAAGUAUCAAACUCCAUCGUUGUUUUCACCUCUUUGCAAGGUUUGCAGGUUCCAAAGGCCAUCUGGGGUUGCAUCAGUCUGAGAAGAUGAUCAUGACAAUAUUGAUAACAAGUACCAAAAAAAUAAAUUAUACAAUAAUGUUCUUGUUUCAUUGGUAAACCAAAA